Molecule: messenger RNA, 980 nt
Organism: Cicer arietinum (chickpea)
Lineage: Eukaryota; Viridiplantae; Streptophyta; Magnoliopsida; Fabales; Fabaceae
Product: TOM1-like protein 5
Biological process (GO): protein transport to vacuole involved in ubiquitin-dependent protein catabolic process via the multivesicular body sorting pathway
Molecular function (GO): ubiquitin binding; phosphatidylinositol binding
Source: RefSeq, a predicted model, not a curated record
UUUUUUAAAUUCAGAGGCAUGGGUGAUUCUUGAUCUGGUGGAAAAAUGUCAUUCUAAAGAAAUUUGUUAUCGUUGCAAUCUUUCAUCAUCUAUGAACAUCUCUUAUUUUGCAAUUACAUUUUGCAGCAUUAUCCAAAAGGCUAGUAAUGCAUUGGAAGUUCUAAAAGAAGUCCUUGAUACUGUUGAUGUCCAAAAUCCUCAGGGAGCAAGAGAUGAAUUCACCCUUGACCUUGUUGAGCAAUGUUCAUUUCAAAAGCAGAGGGUAAUGCAUCUUGUGAUGGCUUCUCGAGACGAGAGGACAGUUUCCCGAGCAAUUGAAUUGAAUGAGCAGCUUCAGAAAGUUCUAGCAAGACACGAUGACCUGCUUUCAAGCAAAGUUACAACAACUGCGAAUCACUUUGACCAUGAAGAAGCAGAGGAGGAGGAAGAACCCGAACAGUUAUUCCUAAGAUUACGCAAAGGAAAAGCUUGUGUAAGGCCUGAAGAUGAAGAAACUAAACCUCGGUUUCCUCAAUUGGGUUUGCUUGAAGAGAGACUCAACCGUCCGCUAAUAAGGCCACUCUCUUCAGAGCCAUCUCAAGAAGCUAAUGCUCGUCCUGUACCUGUUGUAGCUCCUCCUCCAAGUGCAAAACACAACGGGGAGCUUCCUCAUGUUGCAAUUCCACCACCACCUGCAAAGCACACUGAGAGAGAAAGAUAUUUUCAGCAUAAUAAGGACAGUGCCACUUUGGCUGGCCAUAUCAGAGGCCUCUCGUUACAUAGCCGCAAUGGCAGCAGCUCGCAGAGUGGAAGCUUUGAUUUUAGUGAUUGAUUUCUUUAACAGAAGAAUCUUCUUUUUAACUUUUUUUUAUAGAGUUGGUGGGGUGUGUGAAUUAUAUAUAUGUUGCAUGUAAUAAGGAGCUCUCUGAGGCAAUUGACCAUGACUUGAGGUUUUGUACAUUCCAGAUGCAAGGAGCAACCUGUGGAGAGCUUUUUCUUUA